Molecule: messenger RNA, 969 nt
Organism: Dovyalis caffra
Lineage: Eukaryota; Viridiplantae; Streptophyta; Magnoliopsida; Malpighiales; Salicaceae
Source: the annotation of a GenBank genome assembly
AUGGGUGAAAAUUCAACAAUUUCUGAUCGAAAGAUAGAAGCUUUAGCAAAAAAAGGCAUGGAUCGGAUAACAAAGGUGUAUGUUUGGGACAUGGAUGAGACCCUUAUACUGCUCAAGUCUUUGCUGAACGGAACUUAUGCUCAGGCUUUCAAUGGUUUAAAGGAUGUCCAGAAGGGAAUCGAGAUUGGUAGGAUGUGGGAGAAGCACAUUCUUCAAAUCUGUGAUGAUUUAUUCUUCUAUGAACAAAUAGAGAACCACAAUAAGCCUUUUCUUGAUGACUUGAGCCAAUAUGAUGAUGGGCUUGAUCUUUCUGAUUAUGAUUUCAAUCAAGAUGGAUUUAGCCCUCCAUCUGAUGAUGCAAACAAAAGAAAGCUAGCAUAUAGACACCGAGUCAUAACCAACAAGUACAAACAGGGUUUGCAUAAUAUUCUUGAUCAAGGGAUGAUCAAUCAAUGGGAGGAAUUAUAUAAUUUGACUGAUGAAUAUACAGAUAGAUGGCUCUCUUCAGCACGGGCAUUCUUGGAGCAGUGUUCAGGCAGGAUGGAAGACCCAACUCUUUGUCAUGCCUCUAGUGAUGGGAUCAUCAAUCACACUGAUGCCAAGUUUGAGCAUGUUAAUGUUUUAGUUACUUCUGGAUCAUUGAUACCCAGCCUUGUAAAAUGUUUACUUUUUCAACUUGACAAUUGGAUAACACAUGAAAAUGUCUACAGCUCAUGGGAAGUGGGAAAACCUCAAUGUUUUCGGUGGAUCAAGAACCGUUUUAAUGGUCCAAAUGUCCAAUUUUGUGUAAUUGGGGAUGGAUGGGAAGAGUGUGAAGGUGCACAGGCCAUGCGAUGGCCAUUUGUCAAGAUUGAUAUGCUCCCAGGUGGGGAUCACCGGUUUCCAGGCCUUACAUUGAGAACUCUUGGCUACUACUUUGCUGUUGUGUACGGGGAUCCUGGUACCGAAAAGAAUGAAGAUGAAUCAUGA